UGGGAGCGCAGAGGGAGCUGAGCGUGCAGAGGGAUCUGCAUGCCAGGGCCAUCACUGAGGCCAGGUGCCUUGAUUACACUUGGUGGAUCCCAUCAGAGAAGGAGCAGAGGCAGGGACAUAAAAGAGGAGCUGGACUGAUCCCCUGUCCUCCGUGGACUGACCCCCAGAAGCAGGGGGAGAAGCAGCUCCCUGCUCCAGAGAUGCGGAGAACAUGGCAGCCCUUUGGGGUCUGGCGGCUGCUGCUCCUGCUGGUAGCGAUCCCACUCACACCGGUGCAGACGACCCACCCGGAGUGCUCCAUCAUUCUGCAUUUACAGGAACGAGAGGCUGAGUGUCUGGAAACAAUCAGGAGUGAAAACCAAAGCCAGUGACCCUCAGGGCAGCGGGGCUGCCUGAGGGAGUGGGAUGGCGUCAGCUGCUGGCCGGCGGUGUCAGUUGGCCAGUCCCAAGCAGUGACCUGUCAAGAGAUCCUUCAAGUAUUCAAGAAAUCUCAAGUGUUGAUACGCAAGAACUGCACAGAGUCUGGCUGGAGCAGCCCCAGCCCUCCGUACUACGCCUGUGAGCUGGAUGGCAGCAAUAAGGACACAGAAGCCAAGGGGGCCUACUUUGCCACUGUGAAGGUGCUUUAUACCUGCGGCUACUCCGCCUCCCUGGCUGCUCUGCUCCUGGCCAUCAGCAUCUUCUCCUGCUUCAGGAAGCUUCACUGCACCAGGAAUUCCAUCCACAUCCACUUCUUCACCUCCUUCAUAAUGCGGGGAGCUGCCGUGUUCAUCAAAGACUCCGUGCUCUUCGCGGAUGAGUCCAUCAAUCACUGCACCAUGUCAACGGUGAACUGCAAAGCGGCCAUUGCCUUCUUCCAGUACUCAGUGCUGGCCAACUUCUACUGGCUCCUCGUGGAGGGGAUGUACCUGCAAACACUGCUGCUGUUCACCUUCACCUCUGACAAGAGGUAUUUCUGGUGGUACACCCUCAUCGGCUGGGGCGUACCUCUGCUCAUUGUGAGCUUGUGGAUCUUCGCCCGGCUACAAUACGACAACCAUGGGUGUUGGGAUGACUAUGCCAGUCUGUACUGGUGGGUGAUCAAGGCCCCCAUUCUCAUUGCCAUCUUCAUGAACUUCCUCAUAUUCCUGAAUGUGAUCCGAAUGUUAGUGCAGAAGAUUCGAUCCCCUGACGUUGGCAAAAACUACAAGCAGCAGUAUAUGAGACUGGCAAAAUCCACACUGCUUCUCAUCCCCCUCUUUGGGGUUCACUACGUGGUGUUCGCCCUCUUCCCGGAGCAUAUUGGCGUUGAAGCAAGACUCUAUUUUGAACUGGUUCUUGGCUCCUAUCAGGGGUUCCUGGUGGCUCUGCUGUACUGCUUCCUGAAUGGGGAGGUGCAGGCUGAGAUCCGGAGGAACUGGGGCAAAUGGCAGUCGUCCAUGGAGAGCAACGUCUUCAACCUGGUGACCCAAGACUUUACAGCCUGAGAAGGGAAAGGGCUGGUGAUAAACAGCUUCCCAAAGCCUGACCGCUAUUCCGCGCCCCACAGCAGCAGCCCCAGUGGGGAGUAGGGCAGCGCCUUGCAUUCCACUUUGCCACCCAGUUUGUUUCUGCUUCCUUGGCCAAACAUACAGAGGUGGGGACUGAGGGAAAAGACCUUGUAGAUCGACUCUAGCCCCUCCCCAGAGAUUGUUGCAGGGUCGUACUCUGCAUUCUAUUCUUCAGGGCUUGUCCAGCUUUGUGUUCAAUGUCCCAAGAAACAGACCUUCCUCCCCUUCCCUCUGGGAAAUGACCCCACAGCAAAGAUUUUGCACUUGGGAAAAGUUUCCAGAGAUUCAGGCUGUAUUCUCCAUUCAUUGCCUUCCUCCUAGUUAUAAGCCAUGCACUGCUCUAACUCAUAGAAUCAUAGAAUCAUAGAAUAUCAGGGUUGGAAGGGACCUCAGGAGGUCAUCUAGUCCAACCCCCUGCUCAAAGCAGGACCAAUCCCCAAUUUUUGCCCCAAUCCCUAAAUGGCCCCCUCAAGGAUUGAACUCACAACCCUGGGUUUAGCAGGCCAAUGCUCAAACCACUGAGCUAUCCCUCCCCCCCCCCUCACUCCUCUUCCUCCCUGCCAUGGGCCCCCACCCUGCUCUCAGCUGUUGUGACUCACGUCCCCCCCACACAUCCAAUCCACCAGUCUCCUUAGCAGGUGGGUUGCCCUUCUUGUAAAUACUUAGGGGUUUUCUCCAUCUUUCUGGUCCUGAGCUGCAUGGGAUGCAGCGUCACCUGGCACGGCCUGCCCAGGGCCAGAUGUCGGCAUCGCCUGGCAUGGCCUGCCCAGGCCAUAUAGAGAAGGCAAUUGUAUUCCUGCACCGUGAUGUGCUACCUGCCCUGAAGGCUUCUCUUUUGCUGCCAUCGUGUGUUUGUUCUUUACACUCGCUCCCAGGGCAUUUCAGCCUGGUUACCUGGCAGGUUUUUCUCCUCCCCCCAAGAUGCUUUUUCUCGGGUGGCUUUGCAUGUUUCCAAGCUGAAUCUUAUUUUCUGUGAUUCCUGUUCCUCUCCCUGGUGCUCACAGCUCCUCCUGGCCUAGUGCCAUCUGCAGAGUUCGUCAGCAUGUGGCUUUCUCCCACUGCCCAGCUCAGUAAUGAAGAUGUUGGAUGAGGCCAGUCCUUGCACAACACACAUUCCCAGCUCCAUGCCUUGCUGUUUACCCCUGGCCAACACUUCAUUUGAUACUUCCCCCUUUGGCUUUGGUUCUUUUAGCCCUGUCCCCACCCACAGAACAGGAUACCCACACCCAGCAGUUGGAAUCAGAGUGAACAGGGUUCGCUCCUGUGUGAGAAGCCAGCAUUAGGGCGAGGACCAGCUUCAGUCCCACUUUUUUAGGCUUUUAAUGAUGUCUUGGCUUCAUACAGGCCCUGUGCACGGGGUGAAUUUCACAUUAUAGCAGGAUUUGGUGAGACACUGACCUGGGCUCUCCCCACCUCAGAAAAUCUGACCCUGUGUCAAGCCAUCAUCAUCACCAGUCUUCCUACACCAUUGGGGUGUAGGUAGCCUUUAUUUUUAUUUAAAGGUAACUUUAGUGCUGUUCUAUUACACCAUCGAGGGCUUGGCUCUGGCAGCUACAGUUCAACAGACUAACAAAUUAGAGACUAAUUUGAGCCACUAAGGGGCCUCUAAGGGGCCACAAGGACUCCUUGUUGUUUUUACAGUUCAGCAGAGCUCUCUCUGCCUGUUUUAGCUCUAGAGCUCAUAGGAACACAUGAAGCCAUAAGCAAGUAACAGACAAUCAUAAGAAGAAGGUCUAUUAUCUUGUAUCCAUUUUAUUAACGUUACCAACACAGUUAUGAGUAUCACAGCAUAUACAAUGCCUAGAUCUAUCCAGGCACCAGUUCUAACUGCAGCCAGACUUGCAUCCUCCUAGACAGCAUUAGGGUCAGGUGGGUCUCUCAUGGAUUGAUCAUCAGUACAGGGAUGCAAAAAGAAAAGGAGUACUUGUGGCACCUUAGAGACUAACCAAUUUAUUUGAGCAUGAGCUUUCGUGAGCUACAGCUCACUUCAUCAGAUGUUUACCGUGGAAACUGCAGCAGACUUUAUAUACACACAGAGAAUAUGAAACAAUACCUCCUCCCACCCCACUGUCCUGCUGGUAAUAGCUUAUCUAAAGUGAUCAACAGGUGGGCCAUUUCCAGCACAAAUCCAGGUUUUCUCACCCUCCACCCCCCCACACAAAUUCACUCUCCUGCUGGUGCUAGCCCAUCCAAAGUGACAACUCUUUACAUAAUCAAGUCGGGCUAUUUCCUGCAUAGAUCAAGGUUUUCUCACAUCCCCCCCACCCCCAUACACACACAAACUCACUCUCCUGCUGGUAAUAGCUCAUCUAAACUGACCACUCUCCAGGUUUAAAUCCAAGUUAAACCAGAACAUCUGGGGGGGGGGGGGUAGGAAAAAACAAGAGGAAACAGGCUACCUUGCAUAAUGACUUAGCCACUCCCAGUCUCUAUUUAAGCCUAAAUUAAUAGUAUCCAAUUUGCAAAUGAAUUCCAAUUCAGCAGUUUCUCGCUGGAGUCUGGAUUUGAAGUUUUUUUGUUGUAAGAUAGCGA
This is a messenger RNA of Caretta caretta (loggerhead turtle), 4061 nucleotides long. The record is from RefSeq and is a predicted model, not a curated record. NCBI's taxonomy places the organism in Eukaryota, Metazoa, Chordata, Testudines, Cheloniidae.